UCUAGCAGAAAAAAUGCCUCAUUAAUUUCAAUUUAUAUAAAAAAUACAAAAAAAUGUUAAUACGGAAAUGAAAUAGACAAAAUGAAUUUCUUCAGGUUGCUUAACAAUAACGUUUUGCGAAUGAUCCCACGCCAGGUGUGCAAUUUGGAAUUCAAGAGAUUCAGGAAACCGUCGCCAUGCGAUGUUUGUCUAUACACCCCAGAGAAGAGACCAUGCUUUGACAUCCGCAAUGUAUCAAUCGAACAAGGAACCAACAAACAUGGCAAAUUGAUACGUUCCUUCCUUUGUAGCCACUAUUGGCCACGCGAGCCAAGUGUUGUGGGACUCUGGAUGUGUCACAACUGUAGCUAUCUUGAUGUCCUUACUGAUAAAUAUUCACUCUCUGGUGAUCGUUUUAUAGCAUACGAGUACAUACCACGUACAAAUGAACGAAAGAUGGUUGGUGUAUGUGUUGCCAAUAGGGUCUACCCGUGGGCCAUAGAUGAGUUGGAAGAAUGGGCGCACUCUACGAGUCCGCGUCCGGAAAGGAACCGGAUGUACUUCAUAGCACACUGUCUGCGGAGUCCCAAUCUGUUUAAGAAGUACGAUGUGCCGUACUUGUAUGAUGUGGAAGUACUAGCGACAUCUUCGGAGGUGGCAGCACAAGGCGUGGGGUCUUUACUCUUACGGAGGGUUUUGCAGUACGCUGAGGAGAUGCGGUUGCCGCUCGUGCACGUUAUCGCUGUCAGCCACUAUACAGCCAAAAUGUGUGAGAAGUGUGGAAUGAAGCUGGAGUGGUCGAUGGACUAUAGCGAGUUCAUCGAUGAUGCCGGUCAAAGAGUCUUCUUCCCGCGACGGCCACACCACAAAGUAUCUGUGUUCACCAUGUAUUUUGACCCAAAGAAAGGUGCACCUGUACCCUGCUUACCCCCCUUUUAGUACCACUGUUGAAAAUAAAUUUU
This is a messenger RNA of Pieris rapae (cabbage white), 941 nucleotides long. RefSeq lists its product as uncharacterized. The record is from RefSeq and is a predicted model, not a curated record. The transcript has 5 exons. Lineage: Eukaryota; Metazoa; Arthropoda; Insecta; Lepidoptera; Pieridae. The coding region runs from base 82 to 918 and encodes 278 amino acids. Gene Ontology annotation, molecular function: N-acetyltransferase activity.